CUGUUCCGCGUAGUUUGUAUGAUUUCCGACGGUGCUGGUGGAGUCCUUGAAGGCAGCAGCAGCAGCUUCCAGUCCUGAUCGGGACUGGACUCUGGAAGUUGGACGACGUCAACAGGACAGAGGACACUGUCCCAGCCCUCAGAGGAGCGGAGCAGAGGCGGCGCGCUGCUCUCAAGUCGGGACGUUUUCAUCUUUUGCGCAUUUUUGGCAUGUUUCCGCGCGUAAAGGCGCACUGAGUGAGGCGGAUCUGGGCUUCAGGGCGGCUGAGGAAGAGGAGCGAGAUGUUGGCCAGGAAAAGCAUCAUCCCGGAGGAGUUCGGGCUGCCGGGUCUCGCCUCCCGGCUGCCGCGGAAGCCGGUGUUCCGGGACCGCGUGAACAAGGCGCGCUUCAUCGCCAAGAACGGCUCGUGCAACUUGGCGCACAAGAACAUCCGCGAGCAGGGCCGCUUCCUGCAGGACGUCUUCACCACGCUGGUGGACCUUAAAUGGCGCUUCACGCUCGUCAUCUUCACCACGACCUUCGUGAGCAGCUGGCUGCUGUUCGCGAUGAGCUGGUGGCUGGUGGCCUUUGCGCACGGAGACAUGGACCCGGCGCGGAAAAACGAGACCCACUGCGUCACCGAUGUCGAGUCGUUUAUCUCAGCCUUCCUGUUCUCCAUCGAGGUUCAGGUGACCAUCGGCUUCGGAGGUCGGAUGAUAACAGAACACUGCCUGGCGGCCAUUACUGUCCUCAUCUUGCAGAACAUAGUGGGACUCAUCAUCAACGCCGUCAUGCUGGGCUGCAUCUUUAUGAAGACGGCUCAGUCGAACCGCCGAGCGGAGACGUUGAUCUUUAGCCGCCACGCCGUUAUCGCCGUGAGGAACAACCGUCUGUGCUUCAUGAUUCGCAUUGGAGAUCUGAGGAAGAGCAUGAUUAUUGGAGCAACCGUCAGAUUACAGGUGGUGAGGAAGACGACGACUCCAGAGGGCGAGAUAAUCCCCAUCCACCAGAUCGACGUUCAGACUGAGAGCGCCAUCGCCAGCAACAGCCUGUUCCUCCUCGCCCCGCUCAUCAUCUGCCACGUCAUCGACAAAAACAGCCCGCUGUACGACCUCUCGGCCAUGGAGUUGCAGUGCAGCGACUUGGAGGUGAUCGUCAUCCUGGAGGGAGUCGUGGAGACGACGGGCAUCACCACCCAGGCCCGGACCUCCUAUGUCUCUGAGGAGAUCCAGUGGGGCCACCGCUUCGUUCCCAUCGUUACGGAGGAGGAGGGCGUGUACUCCGUGGACUACUCCAAGUUCGGCAAUACGGUUAAAGUGAGCACGCCCAGCUGCAGCGCUCGGGAGCUGGACGAGAAGCCGUACAUCCUGAUCCAGACGCUGCAGAAGAGCGAGCUGUCGCACCAGAACUCCCUCAGGAAGCGAAACUCCAUGAGACGCAACAACUCCAUGCGGAAAGGCGGCGGCAGCCUGCGCAGGAACAACUCCGGGCUGGUUCCGUCCAAAGUGCAGUUCUUCACCCCUACGGAGGGCGGCCAGAGCCUGAAUGCCGUCACCUGACAUGAGGCCUUUCUCCUGCAGGGCGCACUGUUCCUCUGGGCCAGGAGCAGGACUGUUUCUCUGACGGGACUCCUCCUGCUCCCCUCCUCAACGAGACUCGUGUCUCAGUGCGUCUGUUGUUGUUGUUAUUAUUAUUGUUAUUAUCUUCAUUAGGAGGUGAUUGCACUGACACACACACACACGCACACACACGCACGCACGCACGCACACACACACACACACACACACACACAC
This is a messenger RNA of Poecilia latipinna (sailfin molly), 1772 nucleotides long. RefSeq names its product potassium inwardly rectifying channel subfamily J member 8 (gene kcnj8). Lineage: Eukaryota; Metazoa; Chordata; Actinopteri; Cyprinodontiformes; Poeciliidae. Gene Ontology annotation, biological process: potassium ion import across plasma membrane; regulation of monoatomic ion transmembrane transport. Gene Ontology annotation, molecular function: ATP-activated inward rectifier potassium channel activity. The transcript has 6 exons. The coding region runs from base 282 to 1538 and encodes 418 amino acids. The record is from RefSeq and is a predicted model, not a curated record. Gene Ontology annotation, cellular component: plasma membrane.